GCAUGCACAAAUCGGCAUCUCCAAAUUUUCUCUUUCCGUCUUCUCAAAACCUCCAAACUACAAUACAAUGGCAAGAGUUUGGCUCACGGCGCCGCUAACGGCGCUGUUACUGUUCGCAUUCUCCUCCGCCGUUAGUUCGUGUCCGCCGUCGGACCUGGCGGCGCUGCUGGCCUUCAAAUCCGCUGUCCGGGAGUCCAACGGCGGAAUAUUCAACUCGUGGACCGGCACCGACUGCUGCCGCAACUGGUACGGCGUCUCCUGCGACCGCAACUCUCGCCGCGUCGCCGAGAUCAGCCUCCGCGCCGGUCCCGUCUACACCACCUUCGAGAAGCCCUUCCGUCCGGGCUACAUGUCCGGUUCCAUCUCGCCGGAGAUUUGCAAGCUCACGUACCUCUCCAGCAUCAUCAUCACCGACUGGCAGGGAAUCUCCGGCGAGAUCCCGCGCUGCAUCACCUCCCUCUCCUUCCUCCGCAUCAUCGACCUCACCGGAAACCGAAUCUCCGGCACUCUCCCCGCCGACAUCGGAAGGCUCCGGUACCUGACUCUGCUCAGCGCCGCCGACAACGUCAUCGCCGGCGAAAUCCCGCCGUCGCUGACGAGUGUGACCGGUUUGAUGUAUCUUGACCUCCGUAACAACCAGAUCUCCGGGCCCAUCCCACAAAGCCUGGGCCGGCUUCAAAUGCUGAGCCGUGUCCUUUUAAGCGGGAACCAAAUUAGUGGGCCCAUUCCGCGCUCAUUCUGUGAUAUAUAUCGUCUCGUGGAUCUUGACCUCUCUAAUAACCGUUUGCUCGGGCCCAUCCCUGAAGCCUUGGGCCGAAUGAAGGUUCUGUCAACGUUGAAGUUGGAUAAUAACAGGCUUUCGGGAAGUAUACCAGCGAGCCUUUUGGGCUCGGGUAUUAGCGAGUUGAACUUGAGCCACAAUUAUUUGGAGGGUAAUAUACCUGACUCGUUUGGAGGUACCUCUUAUUUCACGUUACUGGACUUAUCCUAUAAUAACCUCAGGGGCCCAAUACCCAAAUCCAUGUCUUCCUCUUCCUACGUUGGGUUUUUGGACUUUAGCCACAACCACCUCUGCGGUCCAAUUCCAAGCAGCUACAGUGAUGCCGAUGCGUCGUCGUUUGAUUACAAUGAUUGCCUCUGUGGGAAGCCACUCAAAGCUUGCUAAUUAGUGCUAUAUUCGAUCUAUAUCAACAACUGAUACUCUUUUCUAAUCAUCGAUUAAUGUGUUUGUGUGGUCAUAUUAAUUCAUAUUUUUGUCUGCUUUAUUUCGUUUAAUUUGUAAAAUAUAAUACUAGUAGAAGGAUUAAUUUCCUGUCAUAUCCAUGCACGUGCAUGCCAUGUUAAGAUGUGCCUGAAUUUGAAUUCAACCAAGCCUCAAUUAUUAACACAGAAGAUUUCAGAUUUCAUUUCCGGUU
This is a messenger RNA of Glycine soja, 1415 nucleotides long. RefSeq names its product DNA damage-repair/toleration protein DRT100-like. Gene Ontology annotation, molecular function: protein binding. Lineage: Eukaryota; Viridiplantae; Streptophyta; Magnoliopsida; Fabales; Fabaceae. The transcript has a single exon. The coding region runs from base 68 to 1165 and encodes 365 amino acids. The record is from RefSeq and is a predicted model, not a curated record.